This is a messenger RNA of Oreochromis aureus, 1591 nucleotides long. Its product is annotated as putative C-type lectin domain family 20 member A. The record is from RefSeq and is a predicted model, not a curated record. Bases 58 to 1026 code for a protein of 322 amino acids. NCBI's taxonomy places the organism in Eukaryota, Metazoa, Chordata, Actinopteri, Cichliformes, Cichlidae. The transcript has 4 exons.
UAUGAAGCACAGAGACACUGCAGAGAGAAAUAUACAGACCUGGCCAAAGUGUUUGACAUGACAGACAUGAGCAGACUCCGUAACUCCACACAGAAUCAAGGAGAAGCCUGGAUUGGACUGAACAACAACACAGGUGGAAACAGGACGUGGCAUUGGUCUCUGCCAGGAGUGGAAUACAUUCAAAAUGACAGCAGCUGGAAUCUGAGUGGAAGAGCAUCCUGGGAACCAUAUCCUGGGAACUGUGGGAGGAAAAGAUACGAUCAAGGAGAUAAAAAGCUAGCAGAUGUUUCUUGUGACACUGGUCUGUGGUUCAUCUGCUAUGAUGAAAUGAAGAAAGACAAGAAAACAUUUUAUUUGAUUAAGGAGAAGAAGAACUGGACACAGGCUCAGAACUACUGCAGAUAUAAUUACACUGACUUGGCCAGUGGACUCGAUCAGGUAGAUGGAGAAGAAAUGAAGGACCUGAUCAACUCUAAUGGCGAUUCCAUGAGUGUGUGGGUCGGUCUGUUCAGAGACAGCUGGAGGUGGUCAGAUGGGAGUGAUUUCUCUUUCAGAUACUGGGAUAUGGAGUUAUUCAAUGAUACACAAAGCAACAAGACAUGUGCUAUGACUCUGUUAAACAGAUCAGGAAAAUGGAGCUCUGAUGAAUGUGGCAAAGAAAAACCCUUCUUCUGUUAUGAUGAUAAAUUGAUCCUGAUCAAUGUAAACAAGACCUGGGAGGAGGCCUUGGAUUACUGCAGAAAGAAUUACAGUGACCUGGUCUCCAUCACUAACCCUCAAGAGCAGGGAUGGGUCCAAGACAAAGCCAAGAACGCCUCGAGUCCUUUUGUCUGGCUCGGUCUGCGCUACUCCAGCACUCUGGGUCUGUGGUUCUGGGUCAAUGACAAGCUGGUCUGUUAUGAGAAGUGGAGCAAAAAUGGUACGACUGAAGAGUGUGACGUGGCUGUGGGCAUGCAGAGAGGAGGACAGCAUGAGUGGUUCAGUCAGAGAAAAAAUGAGACAUAUAAUUUUUUUUGUUUAAAAUAAGACUUCAUUUAGACUAUUACAGACUUCAUUCUGGAGUCAAUUUCUUUGAUUCUGUAGUUUUCUGCUGUGUGAGUUUUUGGUGAUGAGAAAAAUUCAACUAAAAGAAAAACAAAACAAAAUCUAUAGUUGUAAACAGCACAAUAUUGAUAAAAUCUGAUAUUCACUGAAGAAAAUAUGGUUUCCUCAUUUUCCUCUUGACUAUCUGAUUCAGUGAUGUCAUAAUUACUUACUUUCGUCAUUACUGAUGCAUUAUUCCAUUAUUACAGUUUUGUUGUUGGAUGUCAGAAACAAAGUUUUGGUUUUUAUAUUUGUUUGUUUCUUUUUGACCGUUGUAAUCUUUUUGUCUCUGCACUUAUAUACUGGUCUUAGUGAUAAUAUUUCUAAUCUUUAAUGGUUAGUAAAUAUUAAAAACUAAUGCUACAAACCAGAGCAUGUAUAUUGUAAACUGUCACAAAAACCACAUAACUACUUUUUGUCAUAAUGAUGUCCUAUUUAAAGUGACAUGCUGUAAACUGAUGAUCUGUCUGUCAUGAUAAAUAAAUACUCAGUUGGAAGUGUAACAGUC